CCCGCCUCCGCGCGCCAUUCCUCCGGCUGCGCGUCCAGCCAGCCGCGCCUGGGCCAUGGCGGGCCUGGGGCCGCGACCCGCCAAGGGCUACCGGGUGGUGCUGCUCGGCAGCGCGGCCGUGGGCAAGACGGCGCUCGCCACGCAGUUCGCCUGCGGCAGCUUCCCCGAGCAGUGUGAGCCGUCGGUGGAGGAGCUCUUCAGCAAGGUGAUCGAGGUGAACGCGGCGCCCGCCCUGCUGGAGAUCGUGGACACGGUGGGCGCCGAGCACCUGGUCACCCUCAAGGACCUGUACAUCAAGAACAGCGACGGCUUCGUGGUGCUCUACAGCGUGUGCAGCGAGGCCUCGUUCGAGGCGGUGCGGCCGCUGCGGGAGCGCAUGGGCCGGCUGCGGGGGCCCAAGGCCGUGCCGCUGGUGCUCGUGGGCACCAAGGCCGACCUGGACGCCCAGCGCCAGGUGCUGACGGCGCGGGGCCGCGCGCUGGCCCGCGAGUGGCGGUGCCCGUUCCUGGAGGUCACGGCCAAGAGCAAACUCAUGGUGGACCAGGUGUUCACGCAGGUGGUGCGCGAGAUGGAGGCCCUGGCCCCGCCCGAGGAAGCGGUUCCGGCCGUCCCCACCAACGCGCAGGAGACGUGGCCGUCGGAAAGGUUCAUCGGCUGAUGUGCAGCCGGUUCCUGAUUCCUGUGUUCAUCGCUCUUCUUGACUUCUGAAGCUCACUUUACUCCUCUGCCUUUCUGAAGAAAGUUAUCCAGCUGUAAACAAGGGGUUGCUUCUAUAUAUUGACUCAGACCGGUGCUUCAGACUGUCCAGAGCUUCUUAAAUGUUUUGUCGAAAACUUUGUUUACCUCUGACAGUGCUGGAAGAAGAAAUUAAAAAUCGAUUUUUUUUUUUUUCCUCUAUGGAGAGAGUAUUACCCUUUUCUUCGAGUGGGAUUUGUUGCAGGAUUCUUUUUUUUUUUUUUUUCCCUUUUUGGUCAUAAUUAACACCUUCAAAGGUCAUCUGACAUUUGACAUUGAUUGAGGAACAUGACCUAGAUCGAAGCUUUCCAAUCCACGAGGCUUUCAUGUGUUCCCCUCUCAUUUACAGCCUUGAAUUGCAGUCGUAAUAUUUUCCUCGCUGCGUAUUUCUAAAUAUAGUUAUGACAUAUGUAGCAUUGGUUUGAAAGGGAUACUGUAUACCCUGGGAGGGGAAAAAUCAACUGUGUACGCAGGCAAAGAUAGUUCAGCUCUGCCUUCAGUUUUGUAAUUGACAUCUAGUCGAUUUCUGCAUCUGUAAAUUAAGUGAAAAUAAAAUGACUCUAGAAGUUGAUCGUUUUUAA
Molecule: messenger RNA, 1316 nt
Organism: Physeter macrocephalus (sperm whale)
Lineage: Eukaryota; Metazoa; Chordata; Mammalia; Artiodactyla; Physeteridae
Product: ras-related protein Rap-2c-like
Exons: 1
Coding region: 56-658 (200 amino acids)
Biological process (GO): negative regulation of cell migration; Rap protein signal transduction
Cellular component (GO): plasma membrane
Molecular function (GO): GTPase activity; GDP binding; GTP binding
Source: RefSeq, a predicted model, not a curated record